Molecule: messenger RNA, 2150 nt
Organism: Patiria miniata (bat star)
Lineage: Eukaryota; Metazoa; Echinodermata; Asteroidea; Valvatida; Asterinidae
Product: G-protein coupled receptor 54-like
Exons: 4
Coding region: 590-1723 (377 amino acids)
Biological process (GO): G protein-coupled receptor signaling pathway
Cellular component (GO): membrane
Molecular function (GO): G protein-coupled receptor activity
Source: RefSeq, a predicted model, not a curated record
GUCAGGAGGGGCAUUCCUGUUGUCAAUACCAUACACCAGAAGUCGAACAUGAGCUCGGUUGCCAUGGCAAAGACAGCGAACUCAGAGCGGCAAUUUUUCUUCAAAUGCUGUCAAUGUUUGGCCGCCCUCCACUCUUACGUUGUCAUUAUUUUCAACCAGGCGAGACCACACGAAGACGCGACUGGGGGCUAGACUCACAUCUCCCCGGGUGCCAGAAGCUUUGAGACUCCGCUCGAUCGCGGACUGAUUGUUGCUGGACUUCCCAACGGAGCCACAUGAAGCCGAGUUAUUUUUCGCUAUCAUUAAACAUCACUCUGCGGUUUUUCCCAUGAGAUUCGGUGAUGUAGACCAACUAACAUCCUGCCUAUUACCGAGAGCAUUUUGGAUCUAUCUGUGGCACUGGCGUACGUGUGCCGGCUUUGCUGCGUUCGGUGCGCCGGAUCCGUGCGGAAUAAUGUGAUCCGACAAUCGGCUUUGAGAAGCGAACCAUACCUACCGAUAUCCACGUAUUUUCACCUCUUUUGUCUUGAAACCCAGAAAACUUUUGGAAUCAAUUUUGCAGCAGGUCUCAAAGCUAAAGCCCACCAGCAUGACUUCCCUGGAGCCAGCCACCACCGACCCGCUCAACUCCUCUUCUUCCUCGUACGAUUACUACUACACCAGCGAACCGGGCCCGGAGACCAUCUUCGUCCCCGUACUCUGGUCCCUCAUCAUCGGCGUCGGUGUCAUCACCAACUGCCUCGUGGUCUACGUGGUGCUGUUCCAGAUGAAGAUGUCCACGGUCACCAACUACUACAUCGUGAACUUAGCUCUGACCGACAUCACCUUCUUGCUGUUCUGUGUGCCCUUCACCACCUUGACCUUUACUCUCUACGGGUUUCUGACGGAGGGCAUAUGCCGAUUCAUGGUGUACGUUCAACAGGCGUCUGUCCACGCUACCUGCAUGACGUUGACCGUUAUGAGCGCAGAUCGCUACUUCGCCAUCGUGUACCCGAUCAAAUCCAUGAGAUACAGAACCAGACGACUGUCGCUCGUCCUCAACCUCGGAGUCUGGAUAUUGUCUUACAUCAUGGCCGCGCCGGCCGCCAUCUUUGUCGGGGUCAGAAGUCACUGGUACUACGUGGACUACAAAUACUCCUGCGUGGAGACGUUCGACACCCACGCCACUAAAUCCGUGUACUACACGUACGUCUUUGUCACGACGUACAUCCUUCCGCUGGUCAUCAUCUGCGCCUGCUACUCGCUCCUGCUCCACGCGAUGUGGACCAAGCAACUCACGGCCAACACCAGCUUCCGCGCCCGCAAGAACCUCCAGCAGAAGAAGCGCACAACGCGCAUGCUCCUGGUGGUCGUGUUCCUGUUCUUCCUCUUCUGGCUGCCCACGCACGUUUUCAAUUGCUGGGACCGGUACGUCCCUGGCGGGGUGCCAUACCACAUCAACGCCGUGUACUACUUACGCAUCAUUGCGUACAGUUUAGCUUACUCCAACUCGUGCGUGAACCCGUUCGUCUACGCCUUCAUGGGCAACAACUUCCGGGCCAGCUUCAGGAAGGCAUUUCCUUGCUGCUUCCGGCGGCAGAUCGGGGCCCGGAACUCCACACGGAGGCUGCAGAGACGCGGGACCGAGGACGGGGGUACGAGGGUGACGGUCCUGGCUCCGAGGAUGGACGUUCAAAUGAACGUAAACAACAACAUGGCGCCCAUAGACCAGGCAGCAUUAUAAAACAAUGUGAAAUAAAAAAAAAUCAUAUUUUUCAUAAAAUAAGAGUCUUCAUGAACUCUGCAAAGAAUGACAUUUAAUGCGACAUUUGAAUAAUGGUCUGCAGUUUGAGGAGUCAGCACUUUGUUAGAGGCAUUAAGAAACCAUUCUUCAAUUGACUGCAGUAUCUUUAUGAUAAGGUGAAUGCCUACUGUUCUAUAAAAUCCAAUGGUGUAGCGAAAAAGUUCUCGUUUUUUACUGUGACGUCUAAGAAAUAGAAAGGUUUUGCCCUGAAAACUUUUCAGAAAGUUGCCUUUACAUGCCCGUGUUGAAAUUGUGUCGCACUCGAUGCGAGUUUGAUUUUGCUGCAGUGUUAUUGACGUGACAUUUUCUUCAGGCUGCACACAAUGAAUCUCAAAUUACGUUAAUAAAGGUUAAAAGAAGAUUGUGA